Molecule: messenger RNA, 606 nt
Organism: Insectozyma verbasci
Lineage: Eukaryota; Fungi; Ascomycota; Pichiomycetes; Serinales; Debaryomycetaceae
Source: the annotation of a GenBank genome assembly
AUGACUUCUUUACAAUCUACACCAGUAUAUUAUCAAGACUCAUCGUCGCCUAAUACAAACAAUCAAGAACAACAACAGCAACAACAACAAUAUUAUCAAGAACAACAUCACCCUCAAAUACAACACGCACAAUCAAACCAAGGGUCACCAAAUUCACAACAUUCAUAUUAUGAAAAUAAUAAUAAUAAUACUAAUAAUAAUAAUAAUAAUAUAGAGUAUCAUAAUGAUGACAAUAAUGGAAAUAAUGCUGAUCAGGUAGAAGAGAAUGCCGGUGAUAAUGUUGAUGUUGAUGAACAACCAUUUUAUGUUAAUGCAAAACAAUAUCAUCGUAUAUUAAAACGCAGAAUUGCAAGAGCUAAAUUAGAAGAAAAUUUAAAAAUUGCAAGAACUAGAAAACCUUAUUUACAUGAAUCAAGACAUAAACAUGCAAUGAGAAGACCAAGAGGUCAAGGUGGUAGAUUUUUAACAGCUGCUGAAAUUGCACAGUUAGAAAAACAAAAUGAAAAUGAAAAAGAAAAGGAAGAAACUAAUACGCAAGGUAAUAAUAGUAGUACUACUGAAGAACAACCAGAAAAAUCUAAUGAAUCUAACGAAGCUAAUGAGUAA